Molecule: messenger RNA, 3433 nt
Organism: Sarcophilus harrisii (Tasmanian devil)
Lineage: Eukaryota; Metazoa; Chordata; Mammalia; Dasyuromorphia; Dasyuridae
Gene: MANSC4
Product: MANSC domain containing 4
Exons: 4
Coding region: 594-1559 (321 amino acids)
Source: RefSeq, a predicted model, not a curated record
CUUUAAAGAAUGUUUUCUUACCAUAAUAGAAACUGUGUAUCUUUUUUACAAAGAGAGAAACUACUUUUAGGAUAAGUAUUUUAAUCUUAGUAAAUCAUGUUAGUUAUAGGAAUAAUAAGAAAACUGAAAGUAUGUUCUAACUGAGAACACUUGAACAAUGGAGAGUCAAUUUUGAAUGUCAGCUUUUUGUCUUCCCCUUGGAAAAUGCCAUUUCUCUCUUCCCUUGGAACAGGUGGCAGUGUCUGACUUCUGCAGGGAAAGAGGGAAGACAUAGGAGAGGCUCUAUUUCUCUGUGAAUGAGUAAAAAACAAGGCAUGAAGAGAACACUGAAGUGAAAACUAUCCAGAAAGGGACAACAGGAAAUCCACCACUCUCUUGGGACCUCAUUUUGGAGAGAAAGAAAGAGAAAACUAAAUGCUGGUCCCUAAACUGACUUAGAUCGCUGGCAACUGCACAUCAAGAAAAAUCUAAGAGAAACUCUCCCUUUCUCAGCAGUGGCCCCAACUUGCAAGAAAUUCUUUCUUAAACAAAGACUUGUCACAUCCUCCUUUUGCUGGAAAAAAGACUUGUCUUGAGCUUUUCAUAUUGAGGAAAUGUGUGUGCUGGUAGAAGCAGUAGCUGAGUUGCUGUUGGUUCUGAGUGUGGUGUGGCGUUCCAGUGCCCUCUGUUCACCCACUGUGUUUUACAAGAAUUGUUGGAUCCGACGCUUUCCAGGUUUCCUAAUUGACCUGGAGGAGUCUCAAAAGUUUGGAGCUCGGUUCCUAAAGUAUUACUCAGAAAGCACAGGCCAGAAGUGUGGAAGGAACUGUUGCCUUAUGAAGGAUGCUCCCUGCAAUCUGGCUAUUUUCUUCCAUGAUCCCAUCCAUGACAAUGUCAACUGCCUUCAUGUUUACUGCCCAACCUUGGAGAGUUGCAUCUUACAGCCUAAGCAUAGUGCCAUCCUGUACAACGUCACAGCAGGUAUUGAUCCAGAUUUGCUUGUUUUUCAAAAAUCUUCUACCAAAAAUUUAAAUACACGGUCUUCAUUUAAUAGCUGGAAUGGGCUAAACAACAUAAAGACCAUGAAUUUAGAGAAACAUUCUAUUUUGGUAAACCCCACGUUACUGUCAGUAGAUGCUCCAACUUCAACUAUAUCAACAUAUCAAGAUAUAGUCAUAAAUACCAGCAAUAUCAGUUUCUCCAGUGCCAUAACCACAGAUUCUUGGACAACAUCCAUUCCACUGAAUGACUUAGUUACCACACAGAUAAAUAUGGCUUCGCCCAGUCCUGAUCUCUUCAAUAAUCCAAGUAACAGGACAAUUUUUCCUGCAUUUAAACCUAAAGAAACAAAAGUAUUUUCACAUAUGCCUAUUCCAGCACAUCUCAACAGUAGCAAACAGCUGUUGAAUGAAACCAAAUGGGACAACAGUAAAUACUGCACUUCAGAAAAUGAAGAACAGAGGCCAGCUGAAGAAUCUAUGGCUUUAAACACAUGGUUGGUACCUGUAGCACUCUGCAUAUCCAUCAUCCUCUUUUGCUCUUGUCUGGUCUUCCUUGUAUCAGGAUGCUGCCCAAAAUGACAAGGCCAUUAUAAACCAACACGCAAUGAAAUAUACUACUAAAAAGGGAAGAUUGUGACAAGACUUAAUGGUGCAAAGAUGAUGAAAAACUUUUAAAGUUUACUUCAUUGUCAGUAUAUAACAAGGAAUAGUAGAAAGCAGGUUGGAUUUGGAAUCAGUAAGAAUUGAGUUUGAAUCUUCUUCAGACAUUUGACUGAGGGCAAAUAAUUUAUUCUCUCCCAAUGUCAGUUUCUUUAUCUGUAAAAUGAGAUGAUUGGACUCAGUGAACUCAAAGGCCCUUUCUAGCUCUAAAUUUCUGAUCCAGUUAUCCUAUUUAUUAAUUUAUUAGUCAUCAUACUAAUUAUUUUUUUCUCACCACACAUGAUUUCAUUAUAAGGAAGACCCAAUACAGAUAGGCACCCUCUGAGAUACUCUUUUAGUUAUACUCUAAAGUGAUGCUUUUUUGAUAAAAUAAAAAGAUCAAUGUCUUAAACAUUCUUUCUUUUAAAAUUAAAAUAAUUAAAAAUCCAUGCUUUACCUACAAGCAGGGGAGAGAGAGGGAAGAAAAACUCAUAAGAUGAUUAGGUUUAUAUCUCGGUCAAGGUAAAAUUACCUAGUGUUCCCCUGGUGUGCUUUUCUCUGGGUCUAGAAUGCCAGUCCCUCAAUCUUCCUCCCUCAAGCUACAACUGUUGAAAUCCUACUCAUUCUUUAAAGAUAGUUCAGACUUUCCUUACUCAAAUAUACUGUGAUAAUUUACAGAAAUCUGUCAUGCAUUUAUCAUAUAAUUUUUGUCUUGUAGUUAUUUUGUACAUAGAUUAUACCUCCCUAUCAGACUAUAAGAUACACGAAGGCAGAGAAGAUAUCUCAAACUUUUAUCUAACCUGAGAUGUAUCCUUCAGGAGAACAUGAAUAAAGAUUUCUUAAAUUGAACUGUUGAGAUAAAACCUUAAUUCUGUCUUCAAGUCUGUUACCUACCCCUCAGAUUACCGAUUGCCAUUUUACCUAAAAUCCCAGGUCUUCAGACAUCUCUGGUUACUCCCACACUGAGAAGUGGUUUAAUGUUCCACAGAAUGGCCCAGACACAAUGGCUUGCGAGCUCAAGACUUUAUUCCAAGUGAUCAUAUCCUACACUACUCCUGUACACUCCUGCACUCCUAUUGAAUUCCUGCUGAACUUCUAUUGAACUCCCCCUGUACUUCUUGGUUCCCAUUGCCUAUAUAGGGUCUAUGAAGUCACAUGCACAGCCAAUAAGGGAAGGAGAUGUUUCCCAUUGAUGAUGUGUCCUCGGUGCGACCAGAGCUUCCGUUCACAAGGUGGUCCUUACUAUAUCUGGGUGCCUCAGGCAUGAAAGCCUCUUUACUUCCUCUUAUAUUUUGUGAGGUUCUUCUCGGACUCUUACACAAGUCAAUCAUUUCUCCAAGCUUUGUAUAUUUGGCAAAUUAAAUAAGAAUGUUUUCUUGAUUUUCACCCAAGCCAUGGAUAAAAAUAGUGAAUAGAAGCCUGAAUAAAAAUUCCUAUGAACUCUGUAAAAAUUGUGUCCCCUUUAAUCUGUAAAAUAAUCACUGAAACUGUGUCCCCUUUGAUCUACAAAAGAUGAGAAAUUCAAGGUCUCCCAGGCUCCAGAGAGUCUGGAAGAAGGCAUAUUUUUCAGACAGAGAUAAGAACAUUAUUCAAUUGGAAAUCUCGGGCAAAUCACCCUCUCCCCCAUUGAUCUUUUUGGGUAGGAAUCCCCAUUCAGGAAACUCUAAAUUCUGAAAGCAAAACAAAACAAAACAAAAACCUUCAAAGUAAUUUCAUUCAAUUGGGAGAUCCUGGUCUGAUAAUCAAUUCAAACUGCCCCAAGAUUUGCUCAUAAAAUAGAUUUCUGUCAACCCAUUCUUUGCAAAUUUCUUCAU